Messenger RNA from Aspergillus calidoustus, 912 nucleotides. NCBI's taxonomy places the organism in Eukaryota, Fungi, Ascomycota, Eurotiomycetes, Eurotiales, Aspergillaceae. The record is from the annotation of a GenBank genome assembly.
AUGCGUGUCGCCGGUCUCAUUUCUCUCCUCGCGGCCGCCGCGCCCGCUCUCGCUGAACGGGGAGCCUUCGGUCUCGCCCUCGGAAACGAAAACCCCGACUCUACCUGCAAGUCCGUCGCCGACUACAAGAAGGACUUUGACGCGAUCAAGCACUUGACGACUCUGGUCCGCACCUACAGUGCCUCCAACUGCGACACUGCGAAGAAUAUCAUCCCCGCUGCCAAGGCAAAGGGUUUCAAGGUUGUGCUAGGAGUCUGGCCCGACUACGACGAGUCCUUCAACCAGGACUUCGACGCCCUCAAGGACUCCGUCCCCGGAAACGAAGACGUCAUUGAGGCCAUCACUGUCGGCUCCGAGUGCCUGUACCGCGGAGACAUCACUGCUCAGAAGCUUCUGAAGCGCAUCAACCAGGUCAAGGACGAGUUCCCCAAGAUCACCGUCGGUACCGUGGACAGCUGGAACAAGUUUGCCGAUGGCACUGCGGAUCCCAUCAUCCAGGGAGGCGUUACAUACUUCCUCGCCAACGGCUUCGCGUACUGGCAGGGCCAGACGAUUGACAAUUCUACUGCCACUUACUUUGACGACAUGGCCCAGGCCAAGGCCCGCAUUGAGCAGGUCGCUGGUGAUAACGCGAAGAACAUCCGCUUCGGCAACGGCGAGACCGGGUGGCCUACUGACGGUGGAUCCGACUACGGCGCUGCCAAGGCCAGCACCAAGCUUGCCGCGACCUACUACAAGAACGCCGUCUGCGCUAUGCUCACCUGGGGAAUUGACGUCUUCUAUUUCGAAGCGUUUGACGAGACCUGGAAGCCCGACACCGUCGGCGACAACGGCGAGCGCAAGGACGAGAAGCACUGGGGUCUCUUCACUGACGACCGCGUGGCCAAGUUCGACAUGGCUUGCCCCAACUAG